Molecule: messenger RNA, 17106 nt
Organism: Hemibagrus wyckioides
Lineage: Eukaryota; Metazoa; Chordata; Actinopteri; Siluriformes; Bagridae
Gene: kmt2a
Product: lysine (K)-specific methyltransferase 2A
Exons: 35
Coding region: 152-12784 (4210 amino acids)
Biological process (GO): positive regulation of DNA-templated transcription
Cellular component (GO): histone methyltransferase complex; nucleus
Molecular function (GO): protein binding; DNA binding; histone H3K4 methyltransferase activity
Source: RefSeq, a predicted model, not a curated record
GUCUGAAGUCGGGGUCCAUGUUCACCGCCGCCCCGGAACCUGCAUACUGAAGUCUCGCCGCUUGAAGAGACUGGCAGUUGGUUGAAUUCGCUGGUUUGGGGCUACGCCCACCGAGCUCCCUGAUCUGAGGGCAGGCAGGCAGAGUGUUAAAAUGGCGCACAGCUGUCGGUGGCGGUUCCCUGCUCGGCCCGGAGGGAGCAGCAACUCGGGCACUGGGAGAAAAGCGGGCCGGAUCCGGGUCACGGCUUCCCUCCGAAAUGGCGCAGGAACUCAUUCGACCGCGAGCGGGCUCGGGCCCGGUUUCGACGCGGCGCUGCAAGUGUCCACUGCGAUCGGCAACAACCUGCAGAAAUUUCGGGAUGUUUUGGGCGAGUCGAGCGGCUCCAGCAGCGGGGAGGAGGAUGCAUUUGAAGGUUUUGAUACAGUUAUUGAAAAUGGAAGAGUACAUAGUCCUGGGUGGACCCCAACAGCUAAAUUGUCACAAGAGAAGAAGCCAAGAGGCCGUCCCCCAAGAUGUUUGCAGCAAUUGGCUACACGUGUUGAACCUCAUCCUCAGUCUGUCAUCACAACUCCACCCACAGAGAAGAUAAAGCGGCCACCAGGUAGACCUCCUGGAUUUGGGACAAAAAAAAGAGGCCGUCCUCCUGCAUCUGGUAACCAGAGAACAUGGCUGCAAGGUGGCAAAGCGUUACCUGGUGAAAGCAGGGAUGCUGGACUGGAGCACAGCUGUAGUCCAGCGCUUCGCAAGGACAUUGUGGAAGAUGACAAGGAAAGAAAGGCCGCGAAGAGAAUUCCUCUCGGAUCCGUGCAGCAGCAGGAAUCUGAGGACAAGUUAACAAAAGUUGGCCGUGAUUCGAAGGUGACCAAAAUGAAGCGGAUGCGGGAUGUCAAAGUGAAGCCUGGACUUUUGAAGGGUCUCCCAGUUCCCUUUGUGCCAAGACGGGGGCGUGGCAGACCUCCCUCUGCCGAACGCCUCAAGGCUGAGAUUGCUGCUGCUUCACUGGCCCUAGAGUCUGGCACUGCCAAACAUAUGUCCUUCGGUCAUCGCCUAGAAGAGGAUACAGAUCCCCGUUCUACACAGCAUCUCAAGCUCAGGGCCUCUCAUUCUGCUGAUGAACACACUACCCCCGAUUCCCCAGGUUCUGAAUCGGUCGUCAAUCCAACGACACCUUCAAAACAUGGAAGUCGUUUGGGUUUACGGCAAAGUCCUCGCCAUAUCAAGCCUGUGCGCACUGUUCCUAUUGCAAAGCAGUUACUGCAGCGGGCUAAAAAAGGGGCACGCAAAAAGAAACUGGAAGCAGCGGGUACUCAGGGACCGGCAGCUAUUGAGUCUGGUAAUCGGAAGAGAACAAGAACGCAGCUGAAAAACAUUCGUCAGUUCAUAAUGCCCGUGGUGAGUACAGUGUCCUUGCGGAUUAUUAAAACCCCUAAGCGCUUCAUUGAAGAUGAGUUUAGUGCCCCUCCCCCUCACAUGAAAAUUCCACGCUUAGACCCCACAGUGCCCGCUCCGGUCACCCAUCCCUCAACAACAUCCUCCACAAUCGUUUCCACUGCUCCAAGUAACACUGGAACCGUGGCUGUCUCUGGGGCAGGACCUCCUGUCGAUACCUUUCCUCCCCCUCCACCCCCUGCACCCCCUGCCAGUGCCACUGUUGCGACAGGAAGUCUCCUCAGUAACAAUAGCUGCAACAGUAAUGGGCGCUUCAGCAGCAGUGCAGCAUCUUGUGGCUCCAGUGCAGUGUCACAACAUUCCUUCCAGCUCUCCUCGGGAGAGUCUUCACGCUCCAGCAGCCCCAGUCUAGAUGACUCCUCUUGUGACUCGCAGAUUUCAGAUGGUACCCAGGUGCUCUCAGAGGAGCCUGACCAUUCCCCUUCCUCUCAGGGAGAGAGGGAGGCCAGUCUGCACCAUUCCCCACGUCCACUGUCCCCACCGUCUGAGCCUGAGACAGAGCACAUGGAGUUAAUGGAGCCAAACAGGCGAGGAAGAAGAGGUCAGGGACUAAGGAGAGGCAACUUGUCACGUGGUCGGAGCAAUCUGAUCAGCAAUAGGAAAAGAGCCAUCGUCAGCCCUGCCACAGGUGUAAUGAUGUCCUCUUCUCAGGCAGGUUCCCAGCAGGCCUCUUCUACUGCUUCUUCAUCAUCUUCGCCACCACCACCUCCUCUUCUUACUCCACCUCAGCCUCCUCAGUCAGCCUCAUCCAGUGUGUCUGCCAUUACCGAACACCACCCUCACUCUCCAUGGAUUAUGCCUCAUCCCAUUGCCCCUUUCCUGCCUGCUCCUCCGAUAAUCACUGGUUCUCAUGACAAACGCCGUGCCAUAUUGCGGGAGCCCACAUUUCGCUGGACAUCGUUGUCACGCAUAGAGCAGCAAUACUUCUCUUCUGCCAAGUAUGCAAAAGAGGGCCUUAUUCGUAAGCCUAUAUUCGAUAACUUCCGCCCUCCACCACUUACGGCUGAAGAUGUGGGACUGAUGCCUCCUGGACCUGGCGGAGGUGGAGUGGCACCAGGAGGGUUCCCUGCACCAGGCGGUACAUCUGGAACAGGUACUAGGAUGUUUUCUCCUCUGCAUCAUCAUCAUCACCAGCAUCCCUCAUCUCGUUUUGAGACUCCACUCCAUAAACGCAGCCCACUGCUCCGUGCCCCUCGCUUUACUCCCAGUGCUGCACACUCCCGUAUUUUUGAGUCAGUCACCCUGCCAUCUUCCUCGGGAAGCAGCCCUAGCUCUCAGUCUCCUCUCCAGUCCGCACCACCAUCGAACAGGCUGCCUCGAUGCAGGAGGAGAAGAAUGUUUGGGCAUUCCCGCAUACAAUCCAGAUCACCCUCACACUCCAUGACCACCAGGAGCAGUCAGUCAGGAGCCCAGGCUGGAAAGAGCUCUGCUGAACUCUCUGCACUAACUAGCUCUGUUCCUACUAGUGUGACGGGCAAUUCCAGCCCUUUACCUGGGAUUGCAGUCAGUCCAGUUGCUCCAAGUGCCUUACCUCAAGCCCCUUUUAAUACAUUCUCAUCAAGUUCACUUGGCCCCAAUAGUCAUAGAGCCUCUGAUGUUCGAAGAAUGGACGUGGGCCUCGGUGGUGGUGUGAGUUCUGCCUCUUCCUCAUCACAGCUCUUCCCUCGUUUUGCUUCCAGUCCCCAAGGUUCAAGUGGGGGCACUGGAAAAGGAGGGAGAGAGAGGAGUGUUUCAACUUCACGAGAUACCCUUUCAAAGGAGAAAGAUAGAGAGACCGAGAGAAGUAGAGACCGUGGAAAGGAAAAUAAAAAAGAAGCCAAAAAAGACUGGGAAAAAAGAGGGAAGAGCCUUGCUACAGAUAGCCCUACUAAUUACACUGCAGGCCUUUUUGCUGUGGAUGGCAAGGAGGUAGAGGAAACGUUCAGCCAUAAAAAGACUCCUGGGCAAAAGAAAUCUGUUUCAGUCGACUCUGGUGCAGAGACCCCACCAGCUGACACAAACGUAAUCCAACCCACAAGGGAGCCAUUAUCUAAAGGACGUGUGUCCAAAAAAGGCAGAUUGCCAGAAAAAGGUAUGGAGGCUGAUGAGAUGGAGAAGAACAAAGAGAGGUCUACUGCACCUGUCCCACCUAUUCAUUCCAGAAAACUCCCCUCUACACCAUCCAUAGGUCCCGUGAUCAACUUAGAAAAACAGCCAGCCACAGACAUGAGUAUGGCUGACCUCCUGGAAAAGGCUAAAAAACAGCUCUUGGAUAUAGAAAAGAGCAAGUCCUUGAAACCAGUGGAUCAGCCUAAAGUGCAGGGUCAAGAAAGCGAUUCUUCUGAAGCGUCAGUCCGUGGUCCACGGAUCAAGCACGUGUGCCGUCGUGCCGCAGUAGCAUUGGGUCGCAAUCGUGCUGUGUUCCCAGAUGAUAUGCCCACCCUUAGUGCCUUGCCAUGGGAGGAGAGAGAAAAGAUCCUGUCUUCCAUGGGAAAUGAUGAUAAAUCUUCAGUGGCAGGUUCAGAAGAGGCAGAGCCUUCUUCCCCUCCCAUAAAACCAGUAACAAGACACAAAACUGUCCAGGAAGCCACACCCAGAAAGGGUCGGCGCUCACGGCGCUGUGGGCAGUGUCCUGGCUGUCAAGUCCCAGAGGACUGCGGGCAUUGCGCCAACUGUCUGGAUAAGCCCAAGUUCGGGGGACGCAACAUUAAAAAACAAUGCUGCAAGGAGAGGAAGUGCCAGAACUUGCAGUGGAUGCCAUCAAAAAUGUUUCUUCAGAAGCAAGCAAAAGGUAAAAAAGAUAGGAAGAAAAACAAAGUGCCAGAAAAAAAGGAAUCCCAUCACUCUGUCAGAUCUCAAUGUCCUGAGGUACACCUCAAAUCAACCCCAGUUCCCUCAAAGGAUGACCCUCCGGUGAAGAAAAGUGACACUCCACCCCCAGUAGAGGAAGAGCACACACAAAAACAGCAGCCACCAUCCCCACCACCACCCAGCUCUUCCCCAAACGGUGAUCCCCCUUUAAUUCCCAGCCCAGAGGACACAAGACCACCUUCAGCUACUAGUUCUGCCUAUAAGAAGGACCGAAAGCUGUCAAGCCCUUUAUCCAGGUCUCCACACACCACUGCAUCUAGCCAACCACCAGAACCAUCUCAAGAGAUCAUGCAAACCCAGACUCCAGCAAAAAAGGAAGGAUCCGCAAAGUCGCCAUCUAAUGAACCCAAAAAGAAGCCACAGCAGCAUACUCAACCUUCAUCUGUUGCAUCCUCUGCUUCUGAAGCAAAGCAAAUAAAAAAGCAGGCUGUUCAUUGUGGUACUCCACCAAAGCCAAAACCAAAGGAGAAGGAGAAACAGAUGGUCACCAAACCUGACCGCAGUACUUUAAACUUCCUGAGCACUCCCUCGACUGGGGGCACUGCCAAGCAGAAAGCACCCUCCGACGGAGUGCAUCGAAUCAGAGUGGAUUUUAAAGAGGACUUUGACAUUGAGAAGGUGUGGGAAAUGGGUGGGCUCAGCAUCCUCACCUCUGUGCCAAUUGCCCCACAAGUGGUCUGCUUUCUCUGUGCCAGCAGUGGCAAUGUGGAGUUUGUCUUCUGCCAGGUAUGCUGUGAGCCUUUCCAUAUCUUUUGCUUGGGGGAGACCGAACGCCCCUUGAAUGAAGAGUGGGAGAACUGGUGCUGCCGCCGGUGCCGGUUCUGUCAUGUCUGUGGCCGUCAGCACCAGAAGACUAAAGAGCUGCUGGAGUGUGACAAGUGCCGAAACAGCUUUCACCCUGAGUGCCUGGGACCCAACCAUCCUACAAGACCCACCAAGAGAAGAAUCUGGAUUUGUACCCAGUGUGUUCGCUGUAAAAGUUGUGGGGCCACCAAACCAGGAAAGACUUGGGAUGCCCAGUGGUCACAUGACUUCUCUUUGUGUCAUGACUGUGCCAAACGUUUUGCUAAGGGAAACUUCUGCCCUCUCUGUAACAAGUGCUAUGAUGAUGAUUAUGAAAAUAAGAUGAUGCAGUGUGGAAAGUGUGAUCACUGGGUUCAUGCCAAAUGCGAGAGUCUUACUGAUGAGAUGUACGAGUUAAUGUCCAGACUGCCUAAAAACCUGGCCUACACCUGUGUUAACUGUACCGAGCACCACCCACCUAAGUGGCGCACUGCCUUGGAGAAGGACAUCCAGAGCAGCAUGCGCCAAGUUCUCACCGCACUCCUCAACUCCCGCACUUCCACUCACCUACUCCAUUACAGACAAGUGGUGAUGAAGCCACCUGAACUGAACCCAGAAACUGAAGAAAGCCUCCCCUCUCGGCGUUCCCCUGAAGGGCCUGACCCUCCACUUCUUACAGAGGUUUCGCUGCCCAGUGAUUCACCCCUUGACUUAGCGUCUGUGGAAAAGAAAAUGAAUUCAGGGCACUACAGAUCUGUGCUGGACUUUAGUGAUGAUAUUGUAAGAGUUGUCCAGACAGCCAUUAAUUUAGAGGGAGGUCAGCCAGAAAGCAGGAAGGCCAACAGCAUGGUGAAGUCCUUCUUUAUCCGGCAAAUGGAACGGGUUUUUCCAUGGUUCAAGGUGAAAGAAUCAAAAUUCUGGGAGGCACACAAAGUCUCUUACAAUAGUGGUUUACUUCCUAAUGCUGUACUACCUCCUUCUCUGGAUCACAACUAUGCCCAGUGGCAGGAGAGGGAAGAAAUGGCAUGUGCAGAGCACCAUCUCUCUAUGAAGAUUAUUCCUGCUCCUUGUUCUAAAGCUCCUGGAGAACCCGACUUCCCAAUUGUAACUCCACCUCCACCUCCACAGCUUAUUCAUGACUUUAGUCAAGAGGACAUCCCUGAGCUUCCCCCUCCCUCUGGUAUUGGUGACAAUAGACAAUGUGUACUUUGUCUGAACUAUGGGGAUGAGAAGACAAAUGAAUGUGGAAGGCUGCUUUACAUUGGCCAAAACGAGUGGGCUCAUGUAAACUGUGCGCUGUGGUCAGCAGAGGUAUUUGAGGAUGAUGAUGGCUCUCUCAAAAAUGUCCAUAUGGCAGUAAGCCGUGGCAGAGAGCUGCACUGUGAGAACUGUCAAAAGCCAGGAGCCACUGUAGGCUGCUGUCUGACCUCCUGCUCGAGUAACUACCACUUCAUGUGUGCUCGUCAGUGCCACUGUGCCUUUCUGGAAGACAAAAAGGUGUACUGCCAGCGGCACAGAGACUUGGUCAAAGGCGAGGUGCUGUCAGACACAGGAUUCGAAGUGACCCGGAGGAUUCUGGUGGACUUUGAGGGGAUCAGUUUAAGAAGAAAGUUUCUCCAUGGCCUUGAACCAGAUAAAGUCCACAUGAUGAUAGGUUCCAUGACUAUUGAUUGUCUCGGUAUGUUAACGGAGCUCUCAGAUUGUGAGAGAAAACUCUUUCCCAUUGGAUAUCAAUGCUCAAGGGUUUACUGGAGUACGUUGGAUGCCCGCAAACGAUGCGUCUACACCUGUAGAAUUCUGGCAUGCCGCCCUCUAGUGGCAGACAGCAUCAGUAACAGCAUAGUCACGCAAGAGAACAAUUGUACUAUUGCUCACAGUCCACCUCUAGCCUUGGAAGAGGUGGACUCAUCACUGUCACCUGAUUCAGUUUCUGUUGACCGUAACAUAUUGCCCAUGACACCAAAGCCAAGAGUUUGUUUCAGAAACAGACACCCCAGUUACCCACCCUGUCAUCGUUCUUCUUCCUCUAGACAUCUGCCCUCUCCAGCCGCUGUCAGUUCUGUUCAUGAAAUGGUAACUGUUAAUGACCCUCUGCUGAGCUCCAGUCCAUCUAGUAUUGGGUCUCGUCGACAUAGCACUUCCUCCCUCUCACAUCAGCAACCAAGACAGAAAACUUCCUCUGGUCCACAGGGAAGUAGCUUAUCCAGCCAGAUCCAACCAGUCUCUCCAUCACCUGCCUCGACCUCCCAGGACCAUGGAGGUGGAGAUUCUGUAAAAGGGAAAGUGUUUAGUGAUGAGAAACCUCAAUGUCGGGAGACAACCACUGUAAAAACUAUAGUCCAGUUCAGACCCGUGUACGGUGUUGCAGAGAGAUUCGGUGGUGGGGGUAGAGAUGCUGGCAAAAAGCCAAACGAAGGAGAGCGCUUUAAAUCUUCUCCAUCUGCAGCUCUGACAUCACCUCCACUUGGAACCGCAGUUCUGACUGGGCAUCAAAGGGGCAGUGACAGCAUGAGGAUAGAAAAGGGGAAACAGGUGACAAAAGACACUGAUCUACCAGCAGGAGCCACCCUUUUGACUUGCAGUCCAUUUGCUACCGAUUCAAAAGAUAAUGGUGUUCCAGGGAAAGAAGCAGUCAUUACAGCGGUGCCAGAAUCUAAAGAUAUCCGAAAGACUAGCUCUCCCCAGGCACUGCACCAGAAGACUGGAGGCAGGAAACCUCAUGACUGUCUCUCAGGACCAUCUCCAGCUGCAGCUCUUAAGCCUCUCUGGUCACCUGGAGUGAUUACAGGAGAGGAGGACAUAAAACGAGGAACUCAGGCAAGCCCCUCUGUGGUAGCUAGUCAUGUGACCUCUAGCACCAAAGAGAAGCCCUCCAAACUUAAAUUAACAGAGGGCAGGGGUGUUUCAAAAGAAAGGAAAGAGGUGCCUCAAAACAGUAAGGCACAAAUCCUCAACAGUAACUCCAGCAGUUCUAAAGGCAGUAAUAUCAAAACCCAGGCACAGGUGUCAUCCUCACAAAAUAACACCAGUAAAGGCACAGCAGUCAUCAGUAGCAGAACCUCUGUGGAAAUGACAAAAUCACAUAAUCAGAGAGGUGAAAGGCAAUUAAAGUCUAGAGAUAGAUUUAGCACAGAGAAAAAACACAGUUCUGCAGUGGAAGCAGUUCAGUCUGUGCCAGGUUCAGAACGGAGUUUAGGUGCCCCACAUGUUCACCCGAAAUCUCGAGACGAAUCGGUACCAGUUGAGAAGCAUUGCACAGAGAGACUGUCUCUUGUGUCUCAAAAAAUGGAUCCUAAUGGGACCAAAUCUGUCAACACAUGCUCUAAUACAAACACAUCCACUUCCAGAUCCCCUGGCAGCCAUGCUUCACAGAGGAAGUCUUCCCAUGCAAUGCUCUUUUCUUCUUUUGCAAGCUCUGAAAGCUCAGAGUCUGAUAGCCACACACUUCUAGAAGAGCAGAACGUGGAUCACCAUAGUGCCGAGGAUGAAGGUGAUGGGGCGGAAGACGAAAGCUCUCCAGAGAAGCACCACGAGGAGGACAGUGAUGGCUCCACAAAACGACGAUACCCUAGGCGAAGUGCUAGGGCUCGCUCUAACAUGUUCUUCGGACUUACCCCCUUCUACGGUGUCCGUUCCUACGGUGAGGAAGAUAUUCCCUUCUAUAGCAGUGGCGAUAUCCCUAUAAGAAAGCGCUCUGGUGGCAGCAAGAGAUCAGCUGAAGGACAAGUAGACGGGGCUGAUGAUAUGAGCACGUCAUCUUCCGCAGACAGUGGAGAGGAUGAGGAAGGUUUUGGUUCGAACAAGGAUUCGUACUAUUAUAAUUUCACACGAACCAUCAUAAACCCCAGCUCUAGUUUUCCUUCCAUUGAGAGUAUAGAUCAGUGUUUGGGAAGAAGAUCACAGAUCCACAGGUUCAUGAGGGAUGGAGCAAAGGACACCGAUGAUGAAAGCGAUGAAAUAGCAGCAGCGACCAAAAGUUUAGAAUGCCAGCAAAUCGGUCAGCUGGAUGGAGUUGAUGAUGAUUCUGAAAGUGAUGCCAGUGUAAACACCAGCAGCACAACCACUGCUACAACAUCUACAACACAUAAAAACUCAGUGAAAAAGAGAGGUCGAGAGAGCCGAGCGGAGAAAUUGAAUGCAGACUCAGGGAAAGAGGCUGACAGUAGUACUAGCGAUGGAAGCACUCAAAGCCGCGAUGUUCGUAAGAAUCAGAAGGAUAACUGCCUGCAGUUAGGAGGUGUGAAAUCACAGGGACAGGAUCCUCUUGAAAACCAGCUGUCACUCAGCGCAGAUCUUCUUAAGUCUGAUUCGGACAAUAACAACAGUGAUGACUGUAACAUCUUGCCUUCUGAUAUUAUGGAGUUUGUGCUAAACACACCAUCAAUGCAAAGCUUGGGACAACAGCCAGAGGCUAACUCCACUGAACCAUUUUCUUUGGAUGAGGGUUAUGGAGUUGAUGUAAACCGAAGGAAGACUAUACUCUUUGAAGAUUAUACCCCACCACUGGCCAGCACAGAGCCUGUAGAGAGUGGAGUUAGCACCUCAAUUCCAGUAGAAGAACCCUAUGGCCUCCCACUGGAGUUGCCGUCUGACCUCUCUGUGCUCACAACUCGUAGUCCAUCUGUAAAUAACCAAAAUCAUGGUUCACUAAUUUCUGAAAGCUCUGAGCGCAGUAUGCUGGCCCUGGCUACAGAGGAAUCAGGAGUUGAUAAGGGUGGGGACAAGCAGAGAGCAGGAAGUGCUGUAUCUAGCGAGAGCCCACGAGAUGAUGGUGGAGAUUCACAGGCAACUGAAGGUGACAUGACGCCUGAUCAUUUUAUUUCUGCCCGCAUUGAUGGAGAUCACAUUUCAAGUCACGGAAUAAACCAAGUAACAGAAGCAGGGAAUCCAGAUCUAAACAGAACAUCUGGCACACCAGGCUUGCCCAGUUCACCUACUGUGGCUUCGCAGGGUCAGAAGUUUAUUCCUUCUGCCACAGUCAGUACAGGUCACACUCAGAUUGUGAGUCCUGCUGUACAGUCCACUCAUUCUCCUCUGAAAGCUGGUCCAGAGAAACUGAUAGUUCUCAAUCAACAUUUGCGACCUCUUUAUGUACUGCAAACUCUCCCCAAUGGUGUGACUCAAAAGUUACAGAUUGCACCAUCUGUCAAUGCAGCUGGUGUCAUGAAUAGCAGUGCACCUGUAUUAACAGGGAUCAGUACUGGAAUUUCACCCUCUCAGUCCAUUUUCCCUGCCGUUACCAAAGGUUUAGUUCCUGUGCCUCAUCCUCAGCUUCACGCCUUCACUAGUACCACUCAGACGGGUUUCCAAUCAAUUAUUCCCAGCACUACAUCUGGCCUUUUUAUUGGUGUUCCUUCUCAUGAUCCCCAAAUCAUUGCAUCAGAAGCUGGACAUAGACAUGAUCUGGCUCCCAGUGUUGCUAUGGUAUCCAGCGCAUCGUCCAUUUCCCCGACGCCCACUGUGCUUGCCACUGGACACGGCAAAAAGCGGCCAAUUUCACGCCUACAGCCUCGUAAAAGCAAGAAGCUAGCCCGCUCCCGGAGCCAACCUACACUAGCACCAUCAGAGGUUGGGCCUAACAUGACACUUAUUAACCUGUCUUCUCCACAGAUUGCUGCUGGAAUCCCUGCUCAACCAGGACUAGUGGAACUUGGCACAAUAACAGCUGCAGCUGCCACGUCUCACCGCAAAAUGCCCAACAUCAUAAAACGCUCCAAAUCUGGAGUAGUGUACUUUGAGCCUGCUCUCCUUCCACAACCAAUGCCAAUCUCAACCGCUGCUCAGGCUGGUAUCAUUGGGCAUGAUUCCUCAACCCAUUUAUUGCCCUGCACGGUGGCAGGACUGAACCCUAAUCAGUCAUUGUUAAAUGUAGUAUCAGUGCCACCUCCAGCAUCUGGGAAUCUAUUGGGAGCAAAUUCAGUGUCUUUAAGUACUCCAGGGCUCAUUAGUUCUGAGAUCACAGGCCCCAUAAGUAACCUUGUCUUUAAAGCCAGUCCACAUAACUUGGGCCUUCCAGAGCAGCAAAUGGUUCUUCAGUCUGGAACCCCCAUGGUGUCACAAAUUGCCAGUCCUGCUCAGACUUCCAUUGCUAGUAGCAUCUGUGUUCUUCCAUCAAAUCAAAUCAGCAUGUCACCCAACCAGCACCAAGACAAAGAAGGCAAUGUUGUCAAAGAAGUCAAUCUUCAGAACCCUGUUACCAAACUUGUAGCAGACAAGACCAAUGACCCCAGUACAAACACAUCUGGCCAUGUGGCACUUGUGCCCAGCCACAUCACACAUGACUUUAAUAAGGGUCACCUGGUUGGAGUUCCUACCCAGAGUUCACAAACUUCACCUAUCUCACAAUCCACAAGCCAACAGCAAACACUGAAGUCUCCCACUGCCAAAGCUUCCCCAGGCAUUGGAAAGGUCAAGCAAAAAGCAAAGAGGACUCUACCAAGUGUAGCUAGUACUGGUGGAAAGAAGCACAAAGGUGGACCAUCGGAGGCUCUUACAGAAUCACCGGGUGUUCCUGACUCCACAAAUCAAUCUGCUUUACAAAGGGGUAAAGAUCAUAUGGCACUCGAGGUGACGAAUAUGCCAAAAUCUAAUGAAAAGGGUUCAAGAAAGAGUAAUUCUAGAAAGUGUGAAACUUCUUCUCUUAAUCAGAAGGCCGUAGAAUCCCAUGAUGAAAAACUCAGGACUGCUAGUCUUUCUGGUCAGAAUGCUGACCGAACGCCAGACGCUCUGCUAGUAGCCACUCCUGAUCAGAAGGACAACGGACAAAAUUCCACCUCAGACUACAAGCCCAAAAAAGGCCUUCUGUUUGAAAUCUGCAGUGAUGAUGGCUUUAAGGUUUGCUGUGAGAGUAUAGAAGAGGCCUGGAAAUCUCUGACAGAUAAAGUCCAGGAGGCCCGCUCUAACGCCAAACUCAAAGAGCUUUCUUUUGAUGGAGUGAACGGACUUCGGAUGCUAGGUGUCGUCCACGAUGCUGUCGUUUUUCUUUUGGAGCAGCUGUACGGUGCCAGGUACUGCAGAAACUACAGGUUCCGCUUCCACAAACCGGAGGACGUGGACGAGCCUCCUCUUAACCCUCAUGGAUCUGCUCGUGCUGAGGUCCACCACAGGAGGUCUGUGUUGGACAUGUUUAACUUCCUGGCUUCCAAAUAUCGUCAACCACCUGAGUACAACCCUCAAGAGGAGGAUGAGGAAGAGCAGUUCAAAUCCGCUCGACGGAGCACCAGCACUGACAUCCCUCUGGCGGUGAGGUUCAGACACUUGAAGAAAACAUCCAAAGACUCUGUAGGCGUGUACAGGUCAGCCAUACACGGCCGUGGACUGUUCUGUAAGAGAAACAUUGAUGCUGGUGAGAUGGUGAUCGAGUAUUCAGGCAAUGUCAUUCGCUCUGUCCUUACUGACAAGCGAGAAAAGUACUAUGAUGCCAAGGGAAUUGGCUGCUACAUGUUCCGCAUCGAUGACUAUGAGGUGGUAGACGCCACCAUGCAUGGCAACUCGGCUCGUUUCAUCAACCACUCCUGUGAGCCCAACUGCUACUCCCGCGUGGUCACUAUCGAUGGGCAAAAGCACAUAGUCAUUUUUGCAUUGCGGAAAAUCUACAGGGGCGAAGAGCUCACAUACGACUACAAGUUCCCCAUCGAGGAACCAGGCAAUAAGCUGCCUUGCAACUGUGGGGCCAAAAAGUGUCGCAAGUUCCUUAACUAACACCUCUCCCUUCCUUUCUUUUAACUGAACCCUGUCCUUCCAAAACGAAACUGUGUUUUGUCAGUGUGUGUGUAUUUUGAAUAAUAUGGUUAUUUAUUGAAACAGGCUCAGGUUUUCAGAGGGAUUAUGGCACUGUGCCUCAAGUUGAUUCAGGAAAGGUUUCAAGAGCAAUGACAUAAUGAAUAACAGGAGAAAAAGGACUUCUUUAGUGGAGCUCUCCCACAUCUCCCCAAAAACAGGCCAGUGGAAGAUAAGCGGUCUGCUUGCUAUCUAAUUGUGUGCCCUGUUUAGCCCAAAUCUUCAUGACAAAUUCCAAAUGUGCGUGAUCGAGUCUCAUCUGCCCAUGCCUAUGGAAUGUGAGGGGGAAAAAAAAAAAAGAAAGAAAAGAAAAAGUAGGAUGGAAUUACCGCAUUGUUUCAUUUGACACCAAAGUGCAAUUUCUCUAAGCGAACGGUACACUGUCUUUUUAGAUAGAAGAAUUGUGAGGGGUCCAUUGUUUUGUUUUGGUUUUUGUAUUUUUUGCUUAGAGUUUUGUUUUUAACCCUACCUGCAAAUCUCCCUUUCUGAAUGUACAUCAAAGCCUUCUCCUUCUGCUGAUGUGGUCUGUGUGUAUAUAAGCCCUUGGACCGAUGGAUAGAGGAUGCUAGAGGGAGCUUCAUGUUCCCCGUGAUGGACAUAUGCAGGUCUUUAUUGUCUGAACAGGAGUAGGGGGGUAAAGUAAAAUGAGUGUACCUGAACUGUUUGAGAAGUAAUAACCCCUGGAGGUAUCAGUGCAGGCUGGAUGUGCUGAGAUCCUGGUGGACUGACAGCCGAGGGACUAAAGAAAUUUAACGGGUGGGCGGGAUUGCUUAAUUUUACUUAAUCGAAUUUUAUAGUAACUUGGACUGAUAAUAUUUGUAAUGAGGAAAUUUAGUAUGUGCAUGUUUUAAGGCCUGUAGCUGGUAGUAUUUACUAAAAACAAAACAAAAACAACUGAACGGCAUCCAAAUGUUUUCUCUAAAGGGAUGAGUCAUUUUACAAUUUUGCUUUUCCUAUUUCGUUUGUUGUAGAUAGGUAAAUGUCAUUAUUUCCUUUCCUAUGUAAAUAAUAUGUAUAUUUUUCUAUAAAAAAAAACCUGAAAAGCACUCACUAGUGAAUAGCACUUAUUGAUAUUUAUAUUUUUAAUAAAAUAUUGUAUUUAUUUUACCAACAUUUUGUAGUAGAUAGUGGUUUACAACACUAAUGCUUGUCGUUAUUUUUUUAUAGUGUACUUUUUUUAAACAGUUUGGCUUUUUUCUUCCUCCUUCUCUUUUUUCUAUUCCAAAGACUGAAAGCCGUAGUCGUUCCCAUAGUGUGCAGUCCACCAGUAGCUCUCAUUGCCGAUCCAAGUUAGUCACAACCGUUUCAGAGGAUAGUGUAUAAUUAGUGUAGGUUUAGAGCAUUUAGUUAUAGUGUUUAUCUGUAGAUAUGGCAUGUCUCCUCCAAUGGCAGCCUUAAUAUCACACACACACACAUACACACACAAAUACCAACCUUCCCUUAAAGUCCCCUUGUUGCUGUUUCGCAAGCAGAGGACAGCAGAUUUAUGAGGAGAAAUAGUAAGAAAAAAAAAAGAAAUGCUUGAAAUCAUUUUACAUUUAAGCAAAGUUUAGUCCAUCUAUUUUAUUAUUGUAAAAAAAAAAAAGAAAAAGUAUUUUCAUAGAUACGAGUAUACCCGAAGGAAUCUGCCACGGAGGCUAGCCCAUGAAAACUUUCUUCUAAAGCACUAUAUUUGGAGGAAUGGAGGAAAACUCAUUCUCCCUGUUUUGUGCACUGAACAUCAGUCUUCUUCCCAGCUUGACACAUGUUGCCUUGGCACUGCAUGGAGGCUCUAGCUAGCCAUUUUAAAGCACACAAAUGUGCUCUUUUCUAUGUUCCGUUUUUUUCUCCACAGUUUAAGCCCUCUGUGUCACCCUCUUAGGGGCGAGAUCUUAUUUUCUUCACAACAAAUGGAUUUCGUGAAGGAAUUUUUCGACUUCCCAUGGAUGUCUGUCCUGUACAUUUUUUUUAUAGCAAUGGUGUGGUGCCUUCUUUUAAAUUGUUUUGUCCAUCAGUUAAUUCCUGAAUGAAAUCAAAUCAUUCGUCAUGGCUGAUACGAGACCUGAUAUAUUGAGGAGCAUUCUCUCCUUAGGUUGGAAGACAUAUUUUGGGAGAAUGCUGCAAGGCUUCUAAUGCAUGCCCUUCUAAAGGUCUUAAUAAUUGUGAAAGUAUUACACGUUGUUGAGCAAAACUAUUUCUUGUGGAUGCAAACUGAUUCACGCUUACACUGUUGUCUUCUUGACGGUCAGGAAGGAGUGGUAUGAAAGGGAUAAUGUGAGAAGGCGUAGGGGAAGUGUUCGUACCUCCAGACAAAGCUCGCUCAAUUGCUGUGGUGUGUACCUCUGGCUCUGACUUUCGGAACGAGCCACUAAAAGGCCAGUUUCUGUGUAGCAUUGUCUUAUUGCCUCAUGUGAACUCUAAUAUCUUUUCAAGGCAGUUGCAGGUUCCUCAAGCCUUAUUUCCAGAUUCAUGACAACACAAUGAAUUAUGCUUUAUAUAGUUCCUAAUUGGCUGCUUGUUUCAGAUUAGGUUUUCUGGAUUUGUUGGGUUUGAUGGUGUUGCCGCAGAUUCUUGCCGGGAGCGUCUCCGCCGGCGCUCCCGGCAGUGUGGGUCUCGUCAUCGAUUCAGGUAUUCGAGUUCCUCUAAGUCCGGCUCUCUGGAUGCGGCACGGGGCCGGGCUGAACUCUGCAGCUAGGCCUUCGUUGAAUGUAUUAUUUGAACUUAUGAUCGGUCUUUAUCAUAUUGACUCUUUUUUUUUUUUUUCUUUACUUUUGAAUGAUUGUUCCAAUGUGAAAGGCAGGGACGUUACAGAAGAGCUUUAUGUUUCAUUUUAGCCGCUGAGGAUUGUACAGCAACAGUGAUCUUUGUACAGAACUCGCAUCUGUGGAUCUGAUUAUGAUUUUACUAAUCCUAAGGGCUUUGUUAACGACUAUUUUUCCUCCAUCAAACUAGUUUCUGCAUUUUGCAACAUCGGACGCUCCACAAACCAGUGAAAUAUGGUGUUCGGUCAGUGUUUGAGAAGCUACCUGGACUUUAGGUUCCUGGACUUUAUUCUUCCACACCACACCAGUGGUACCACACCUUCUCCUGUACUUGCUCCUUAGUCUAUAUGUAUACAUAUUCUUACACACAUAAUGAAUAUAUUCUACCUAAACCUAUGUAUGGAUAGUAAAUUGUACUUCAAUAUUCACAAUAUCUACACAGUAUAUGGAAUGGACAGACAAAACGUAGUUACAGUAGCAAACAACAGUUUCAUAAUGGUUAAUAGCAAUGUUCAGUGUAAUCUAUAAUGACUUUGUGUUACAGAUACAGUUUAGAUUAAUGUGCAGCAUUUUAAAUAUUGACAUUAUGUAUUGUUUUUUCUGUGCCUGUGUAUGCUCUGUGAUGGGAGCAUUGCAGUUAUGAGCUUAGGACUUGUUUCCUCCUUUUUUUUGGGGAAUGGGGUGGGACUGGGGUGGGAAUGGGGGGUAGGUUGAAAGAUGAUAUUUAUACAAUGAAAUAAAGUAAAUGUAAGAUGUGGUUGUAAAGUUUUUGAGGUUAGCCAUUUGUUUCAAUGCUGUAGUUUUGAUUUUACUCUUUGUACAUUUUCACAUACUUUGUGGUUGUCAAGAAAACAGCAAACAAAAAAUCCCCGAUGGUUCACCUGACCGUGUUCCCCAUGCCUCUUUCUCCUGUCUGGAAUUCAGUCCGAUAUUUUUCCUGUCGUGUUUUGUAAUAAGUAACAGUAAUGAGUAUUUUAUUUAUUUGUGCAACUUUGAAACAUCUGUAUAUGCAGGUAAAGGGUCAGUAAUAAUGUCCCUGAGGUAAGAUGAAAGUGCACAUCAUACAGUUGGACCCUACAGUGCUGUAUUAUCGUUUGUUGAACAUCGGCUUUUUAGUGCUCAAAAAUUGAAAAAUAGAGAGAGAGAGAGAGAGAGAGAGAGAGCCUGUGCUUGUCCACCUUUUCAGGCAUUGAUGCUUUUUUUUUUUUUUUUUUUUUUUUUUUUUUUUAUGAACACCUCUUUAUUCUUUUUAGCUCUUGGAGUGUUCUGUGUUUGUUAAUGCUUUAUUAUUAUAUUUUUCUUUCUCCCGUUGCCCAAUCAGUGUUUUUAGUGUUCAGAGAAAUGAAGGAAAGAUCAUUGACAAACCACAAAUUACUUAAGAACGAAUGUAUGAGGAAAAAAAAUGUACAUAACUGUAAAAAAAGCAAAAUUUCUAAUCAUGUUUAUUUUCUAUGCACUUUUUUUAUUUAAGUGAUAGUUUAAAUAAUAAACAUGUCUUGUUUA